This is a messenger RNA of Suillus bovinus, 3175 nucleotides long. Its product is annotated as quinon protein alcohol dehydrogenase-like superfamily. Gene Ontology annotation, cellular component: nucleolus. The transcript has 7 exons. Gene Ontology annotation, molecular function: RNA binding; protein binding. The record is from RefSeq and is a predicted model, not a curated record. The coding region runs from base 38 to 3043 and encodes 1001 amino acids. NCBI's taxonomy places the organism in Eukaryota, Fungi, Basidiomycota, Agaricomycetes, Boletales, Suillaceae. Gene Ontology annotation, biological process: positive regulation of transcription by RNA polymerase I; positive regulation of rRNA processing.
UGAAUGCUUCGCGAUCGCUCGAAAUCUCAGAACGCUCAUGGCCGCGGUCAAGGUCAUAAAACACACUCCUUUCGUUCCCCGUCUACCAAAGGAUGUCCCACUCCCACCAAGUCCUGCAGAAUCAACAAGUCCACCUCCCCCGGUGAAGAAGAAAACCAGAAAGAGCAAAACGAAAGAGAAGGAGAAGGAGAAAGUUAAGGAGGGCGUACAGGGGAUAAAGAGACAGGGAGAACAGGAGAAGGGGAACGCGAACGCACAACGCGAAAACGAGAUGCCACAACCAGAGCCAUUGAAACCUCUGGCAUGGGCAUCCCUGACUGAUUCGAACUCUAACUCACAUCCACCAAUAUUCACGAAAGACGGGAGCCACUUCUUUUCUAUCGUCAGGGAAAGAAUCAAGAUACAUUCUACAUUAUCUGGCAAGGUCAUUUCUACACUACCGGGACCACAGGAUGAGGGUCACCAAGAUGUCAUCACAUCUGCAAUACUCAGUGCAAACAACGCAUUCCAGCUUAUCACCGUAUCUCUGGAUGGUACUAUCAAAGUGUGGGAUUUCCUCGAAGGCAUAUUGUUGCAUACGAUCAAUCUCGAACAGCCUAUCCAUCACGUGUGCGGGCAUGAAAAGAUAAAAGAUUACGUUUUUGUCGCUACUGCGAAAGCGAAGAAGAAGGGAAUUAGUGAUGGUGAUGAGCAGCAAAAACCAAACCGGUCUGCAAAGACUUCUACUGAGGAGAGCUGCAUCAUCUUGCGUGUGUCGCUCAAGCCACAAAAUCCUGCUUCAGGCGCGAAGUGGCACAAGUCAUCUCAGAUCACGCCAGUUGGCAAGACCAGGUAUACGGCUGGGCUUGCUGUAUCUGCAAGCGGUGAAUGGUUAAUUGCGGUCGCUGGUCAUAAGGCCUAUGUUGCACAAAUGUCUGCACUGAAGUCUGGAUUUACAAAAUACGUUUCACCCGAGGCAUUGACAUGUUUGGCUGUCCAUCCAUUAGAGGACUAUUUUGCAACGGGCGACGCAAAGGGUGUCGUACGAUUAUGGUACUGCUUGAACCAGGGCAGGCCAGCAGUUGCUAACGUAGAAAAGCGAUCGCAAACGUCUGAGCUUCACUGGCAUGCCCAUGCGGUUUCAUCUGUUGCAUUCACGACGAAUGGGGCAUAUUUACUAUCUGGUGGUGAAGAAGCUGUUCUUGUCAUAUGGCAGCUGCACUCUGGAAAGAAAGAGUUCGUGCCCCGAGUUGGCUCCCCCAUCAAAAGUGUUGUGGUCUCGCGCAGUUCUGCUGCUGAAGAAGAGUACCUUAUGGGACUGGCAGAUGCAAGUUUUGCAUUCAUUAGUUCUGCCACGCUCAAGCUAUCGCGAGUUUUUUCUCGUAUAAAACUAGACUCCGUCACGUCAAGUGCCAGGGCGUCCUCAUCAUCUGCCACACCACUUGCAGUUCACUCGUUGUCAUCGACACUUGUUCUUCCCUCUUCCCAUCCUUCUUCACUACAAACCUAUUCCCCUUCGUCAUCCAUGCUCGUUGCAGAGUUGGAGGUGUCGCCUUCGAAUCGAGUGUCAAGACAAGAAGAAAAAAUGUUAGAGCCCUCACGAGUAGAACGCGUGGUAAUCUCACCGUCAGGAGAGUGGAUGGCAACUAUCGACCGGCGGGAAGGAGAUGAAUCAUUCCGUGGCGAGAUAUACCUCAAGAUAUGGUGGUGGGACAAGAAGUCCGCUUUUUGGAUAUUGAAUACCAGGGUAGACCGGCCACAUAGCUUGAACAAGGUCACCUCUAUGUCUUUUAGUCCGUCCGAUGAAAACUGGCUGGUGACCACUGGUGAGGAUAAAAAUGUCAAAACUUGGAGAAUACGGAGUACGAAGGAUAAGAAGGGCAAUGUAGAAGUUUCCUGGACCUCAAGAUCGUCUUUUGGUUUCCGUCUUGAAAUGCCCAGAGACUCGGCUUGGUCUCCAGAUGGCUCUCUUCUGGCUGUUGCACUCGAUGGCUCUGUAGCGUUGUAUGAUUCAAUAUCGAAUGCACUUCACUUCACCAUCGUGUGUUCAGAAUGCCCAAAAAUAUCGUCCAUACAUUUCAUUGGGCAUCAUGGCCAGUAUAUCGCGGUUCUUGGCGGCCCCAAUCUUGUUAUCUGUGAUAUUAUUAAUCGCUCUGUACGUUGGCAUCGUCGGCACAAGCACGCUUAUGUCACUCUUGUACCUCACCCUUACCAAGAUACCUUUGCAACGAUACAUCGUUCACCAUCAGACACGAUUAAUGAACUCAUGGUCUACUCCCUCUCGUCGUCGACUCCCCUGCUCUCACAAAGGUUACCGUUCGGGAUCCGGAAUUUAGUUUGGUACCCCGCUCCAAAUCACGUCGCUCGCAGCCGGACGUUUUCCCUUGUGGGAAUUACACAUGCUUUUGGUGUCGUGCUUCUAGGGCACGACAUCAGCAUAGCCAAUGAGGCAAGUUUGUCGACGAAAGCUCUCCAGAAAGGGCUGGCUGUACCCAAGCGGUCCCUCUUCGAGGAGAUGUUUGGUGUACCGGCUCUUACCGACAUGUCUCACAAUGCUGUCUCGUCGACAAUCGAUACCUCCCUUCCCUGGAAAAGCAGUGAAACGGGAAGUGUCUUUGAUGCCCCUGCUUAUCUCAUGCCGCCGAUGGAAAAUCUGUUUGAGCCGUUGAUCAACGGCUUCCUCAAGCUGCGGCUGAAGGAAAACGUGGACGAAGAGCAUCAGAGUGGCAUCCAAGGUGUUCCUGAUGAAAUAACCACUGAACCCAUGGACAUCGAAGAGCCCGCUUUUAUAGAGAUGGGCAAAGUAUCAAAUAAUGACAUCCUUGACACAUUUAUACCAUUCUUUAAGGACAUUGCAGGUCUACCUGAUUAUCCGUUCCAUUCUGACACCCGUCCGGUCGCAGUGACACUCCCAAGUACUCCAUCUUCCAACCAUGCGAAACCUGCACCCCGAACAGUCACUUCCCAAAAGCUGAACCCUAAUGUAUCCUCCAAAAAGCAAGCUUCCACGCCCUCUGUGCCAGCCAAGACUGGAAAAAAAAGAAGUAGACAUUCUCUAGCUUGAAUAUAAAAUAUCUAUUAUUGGGUACAAGGUGUAAUUCACCCAACCGCGUGGAUCUCAUUGAGAUUGUUGUUUCAGCACAUCGCAUUUUAUUUUUAAGCCGUUGUUGCAUUUUAACGCUUUUUCGCAUCUCUA